Molecule: messenger RNA, 1841 nt
Organism: Cryptomeria japonica (Japanese cedar)
Lineage: Eukaryota; Viridiplantae; Streptophyta; Pinopsida; Cupressales; Cupressaceae
Product: protein IQ-DOMAIN 5
Exons: 6
Coding region: 318-1472 (384 amino acids)
Molecular function (GO): protein binding
Source: RefSeq, a predicted model, not a curated record
UGACCUCUGUAAAUGCAAAUCGAGUGGUUGUCAUUUUAUUCCAAAGGCCAGGCGCCAUGUCUGCACGGUGCAGACGGUAUGGUAUAUACACAAUGUAUGUUUAUGAUUGCCGAAUCUUUUUCACCAUCGGACUAAACCUCAGUACUUCUAUGUUUUUUUCAACUGAAGUUCAAUGUUGAAGAAGAACGUGGAGUAGUUGAAUUAUCUCCAGUUUUGCAGGGCUUCGAAGAUUUUGCGCAUAUAGGGAUUGCUGGGCUUGUUCAAUCAGAUCUGGGUUUUGAAGAUCUAUUUGUGAUCAUUAAUCCAAGGUCCAUGCCAUGGGUGGGUCAAGGAACUGGUUUAAGACACUACUUGGUCUUAAAAAAUCAGCAAAGACAUCUCAUUCGGACAAACAAGAACAUAAAAACAAGCCCACUGACAUGCCAGAACGGGUCAAGUGUUCAAGUGAAAAAGAUGAAGUGUGUAUAGAUUUGGAAAGCAGGCAAAAUCAGCCUGUUAUCUCUCCUGUGCCAAAUGUCAAUUCAGGUUCAAAUGCAGCUCCUGCCCGUGCAUCAGCUGUUGUUGAUCAAAUAGCAACAACUAAUGAUCAUUUUAAAGGGUCUGCGAGAGAGGAGUCUGCUGCUAUUUGCAUUCAAACUGCAUUUCGCGGCCUUUUGGCCAGGAAAGCUCUUCGUGCUUUGAAAGGGUUGGUGAGAUUGCAGGCCCUUGUUCGAGGGCAGGCAGUUAGGAAGCAGGCAGCCAUGACAAUGCGUUGUAUGCAAGCUUUAGUAAGAGUUCAGGCUCAAGUUCGAGCUCGAAGAGCAUGCAUGGCAAUGGAAAGUUAUCAGCAGAGACUUGAUCAUCAGUUCAUACUGGAUGAAGAUGUCAACAAAUCUGAGGUAGGUUGGUGUGACAGUUUAGGCUCAGUGGAAGAAAUUCAGCAGAGGGCACGGCAGAGGCAAGAGGCUGCUGCCAAACGUGAAAGAGCCAUGUCAUAUGCAUUCUCUCAUCAAUGGCGAGCAACCUCAGGAACUGUCUCUGAACAACAGAUGGGAAGUGAACCAGACAAAACUAAUUUGGGUUGGAAAUGGCUAGAAUUGUGGAUGGCAUCACAGCCAUGGGAGAAUCAAGUUCAUAAUCAAGGUAAGAUGGAUGGUUUGGAGAGCAUUUGUUCAAAUAGCCUGGAGCAGUCUUUUGCUGGAACUCCUGUCCAUUCCCAUUCUAGGAGUCGCUCCUCUGGUAAUGCAAAGGAAUGUCCAAUUGCAGUUGAUCCUCGGGCUAAGAGGAGGCUUUCUCUGCCUAGCCCUGAAAAACCAACCGCCUGCCAGAAGAAUCAUAAGCCACAACAGAAGAUUAAUCAGAGUGUUGAAGGGAAAAAACCAUUGAAAAAGUCAGGCCAGCAAAGCACAAAAGCUGGGCAGGUAACACGUAGAACCAAUCGUGUGGAACCAAUUCGAGUUCUUGGAAAUAAUGUGAAUAAUGGGAACAACUAGCACUGUAUUUAUGGAUGUAAGCUAUCUAUAUGAUCCCCAAAUAAGCCAAGAAAAGAGUUCUUGGGAGAAAAUAUUUCAUACUACUGGCAAGAUGGUGCUUGCUCAUAGGGGUCUACUAUGUUUUUUCUGUAUUUCUUGUUAUUCUAGAGGUAAGUUUUAAAAAAUCCCAUGUCUUUAGAGCCAGUCACAAGGCUGGAUUUGAACUCAAGAAAUCUGUGGGUACCAUGCUGUCAUAUUUCAUUAUCUGGACGGUGGAAGAGUAAAUAUAUAGGCCCGCUCAAGACCACCAUCUCCCAUUAUGAAAUGUGAAUCUGGUGGUUAAAAUGAUUUGAUUGGCUAAUAAUAAAUUUAUUAUAUUAUCAUCGAUUA